Cordyceps militaris CM01 is the source of this 1635-nucleotide messenger RNA. Its product is annotated as Ran exchange factor Prp20/Pim1, putative. The coding region runs from base 1 to 1635 and encodes 544 amino acids. Gene Ontology annotation, molecular function: guanyl-nucleotide exchange factor activity. The record is from RefSeq and is a predicted model, not a curated record. The transcript has a single exon. NCBI's taxonomy places the organism in Eukaryota, Fungi, Ascomycota, Sordariomycetes, Hypocreales, Cordycipitaceae. Gene Ontology annotation, cellular component: cytoplasm.
AUGCCAGCUGCAAAGAAAGCGACGGCAUCCGCAGCCUCUACGAAAAAGGCCGCCGCCGCCACGACGAAGAAGCCCGCCCAGAAGGUCGCGCCUGCCAAGACUGCUGCCAAAAAGAAGAUGGAACCCGCGCCCAAACCCAAUGGCGCCGCCGCUGCGUCUAGAAAGCGCAAGGCUUCUGUUGAAGCGACGGGCGAGGUCAAGAGCACCAAAAAGGUCAAAUCGGAGACGCCCGCGCCUCGCGCCAUCGCCGUGCCCAAGUCCAAGCCGAAGAAGGCUUUCCCCGACAUUGGCAAAGCUGUCAACGAAAUCCCUCACGAGAUUCUUGACGUCUACGUGUUUGGCGAGGGCUCGUCCGGAGAACUCGGCCUGGGCAGCAAAAAGGUGAAUGGCAAGAAACCCAUCGACGUCAAGCGACCUCGCCUCAACGAUAAGCUUGAUGCCAAGUCGGUCGGUGUCAUCCAGAUUGCGUGCGGCGGCAUGCACGCUGUUGCCUUGACGCGCGACAACAAAAUCCUCACAUGGGGUGUCAAUGACCAGGGCGCUCUCGGACGCGACACGAACUGGGACGGCGGCCUCAAGGAUAUUGACGGCAACGAUUCCGACUCGGACGACGACACUGACACUGGCAUCAACCCCGUCGAGAGCACCCCCACCGCCGUUGGGGAAGAAUUUUUCGCGCCGGGCACCAAGUUUGUUCAGGCUGUCGCAAGCGACAGUGCCACCUUUGUCCUCACGCAAGAUGGACGCGUGUACGGCUGGGGUACUUUCCGCUCCAGUGACGGUGUUUUGGGCUUCACCGAGGCUAUCAAAAUUCAGCAGCGUCCUAUGCUUCUACCCACCCUCAAGAACAUCACAGCUCUUGCCGCUGGUUCCAACCACAUUUUGGCUCUUGACACCAAGGGCAACGUUGUUGCUUGGGGCUGCGGUCAGCAGAACCAGCUCGGCCGUCGCAUCAUUGAGCGCAACAAGAUGUCGUCGCUGACACCCCAGGGUAUGGGACUCCCUCGCGGCAAGAUUGCCAAGAUUGCCUGCGGUGCCUACCACAGCUUUGCCAUCGACAAGGAUGGCAAAGUCUGGGGCUGGGGCCUCAACAACUUUGGUGAAAUUGGUGUGCAGUCAAACGCCGGAGAAGACGACGCAGUUAUUCUUAAGCCUGCCAAGCUCGCCGACCUCGAAGACCAUGUCAUCACUGACAUAGAUGGCGGUGUUCACCACUCCCUGGCCUGCUCUGAGGACGGUAAGCUCUUCACUUGGGGCCGUGUUGAUGGUUUCCAAGUCGGCUUCGAGUUUGAUGAGCUGAACAAGGAUGAUGUCAUCUUUGACGAGAGAGGUGCCCCCAGAAUCUUGGUGAAGCCAACUGACAACACCGAAGUCUCUGGUAUCUGUGCUGUCACCGCAGGAUCCGACAACAACUUUGCCAUCUCGGAAGACGGCAAGGCAUACUCGUGGGGUUUCUCUAGCAAUUAUCAGACUGGCCAGGGUACCAUUGAGGAUAUCAAGACGCCCACAGAGAUUGAUAACACUGCUAUCCGUGGAAAGCAGAUCAUCGGUGCCGGUGCCGGUGGCCAGUUCUCUGUGCUCUUUGGCAAAGCCGAGGGCCAGACCAAUGGCGCCAAGACGAACGGCACUCACUAA